AUAUGUCAUAAUUGUUACAUGAUAGCAGCGCACAAUAGAAUUAAUAGACAACAAUAUUCUCGCCUGGUCUCCGUUUCAAGUACAUUCUAUUUUAAUUCCGCAAUUAAAAUUGCACUUUUCACAGCUGAACGCAAAGUUUAAGCGGUGUACUGCUUGCCACAAUCAAUGGUAAUACCUCAACGGAAAUUGCGAGAUAAUAAAAGGAAAAAAGCACCGAGGCGAUAUCGCGCUCGCAAAGUAGAAUAUUGAUAAGACGCGCGAUCUAGUUUCAAUCGAAUCGUUUCACUAAAAUUGACGUUAUAAUGCCGCAAAUUUAAUUUGAUCUUGAAACUUCGCUAAGAAGAAUUUAAAACGACUUUUUUUUUUUUAGAAGAAAGUAAGAAUAAAAAAUUACUCGUUUGAGAAGUGUUUUAGGUGACAUGAAAUUAUGGUUUUAUGUUACGCGAGUCUAGCACACUAGAGAAUGCAAUAUAUUGUCUUGGGGAAAGUUAAAUUGCAAUUAAGAUAAAUGUUUUGAGAAGCAAAGUCUUCAAGUUUAGGGGAUGAAGAAGAAAAGUUAAGCUCAUAGAAAGUUGAUGUUAGUGAAAAGUACUGAGCCUUAAAUAGAGAGGUUGUUUCCGAAGAAACUUCUCUGACCUAUUUGAAGAUUCGUGAGACGGUCUUCAUUCGAUUCUUCCACAUUGUAAAGCAGAAAUAAAUUGAUCUCAUAAUCAGUCGAAAAUACAACACAACGAUCGCAUUUUCUCGUAUCACAUGGAACUUGACGACAAAAAGUUCGCACAAUUAUGUGAGAAAAAAGAUUGAGUUCAUAAAAGUUUAAUAUUAUUCUUUUUCUGCGAUUUAUAUGAAAUAAAAGAUUCAAGUCUUGAUGUUUAAUCUUAAUGAUUUUGAUCAUUAGAUGCAGAUCUGAUUGUUAAUUGCUGUAUUGCUUACUACAAUCAAGAAAUCAGACAAAUAUAAUAGAAAAUAAAUAUAGAAUUAAUAUAACACAAGACAAUCUUUCUAUAAAUAUAAUCAAAUUGUGCAAUCUGAUUGAACAAUUAAGACUCUCAAUUUUUUGCUCAAUAACACGUGCAGAUUUGCAGAAAAAAAAUCAAGAUUCAAUGUAAGAAUAGAUGUAUAUCGACAUCUGUAACAAUUCCCACGGCAAAUAUUCCACGAUACAGCGCUUGUUCGUAGAAUUCACAGAAUGUAGUUACGAUGAGCUAACUUCAAUAUAUAUAUAUAUAUAUAUACAUAUGUGUGUGUGUACACAAUAUUUCACACAUUUGGUUAUCGAAUCCACCCGACAAUAUCCGUUGUCCUUCGGUCUGGAUUUCGCAAGCGUUAUCGAGAUCGCGGGAGCGCGAAAAAUCAACGACAUCAAUAACCAUUUUUCCGUCCGUAUCUACUGACGCUCCAAAUCAUCCGAAUACAAAUGCCGAAUGCCGUUUGCUAUCCGCCCGCUUUGACGAUAGAACGAAAGACUGACAAAGUGAGAUCGAUGACGCAGUUUGCCAAAGGUAGGACAUAAGACCUGUGAAUACGUAGGGCGAUAUUUUUGACGCAUCACUUAUCGCGAGGGCAUCUAGUAUCUCGGGUAUUGCUUCGGCAAGGUAAAAGCUCCUCCCGGUGGUAUCGAUGUCUUCGACCGUUCGAUAAAGUAACUACGAGAUGAACGACCGCAUCGAAUCGUCCAUCCGUGAACUCAAUUCGGUUAUUCAUUCAUCAGCUCUAUUCUUAGCGCAGGCAUUUCGCUCCAUUACAUUGCUUUUAAUGCAAGUAUUUGAUCUUGUUAUAUCAUUUUGUGUUAUUCAGCAGCUGCUUGAGAAAAUACUGUUCUUACUGACAUUCUCCGUCCAUUCUGUUAUCCGACUCUUAAUUAGCAUGAUAAUUAAAUUUGGAGUUAUCCAAUUUAUCUUUUGCCAUUUGAAUUUCAAAUAAAAGUUACGUGAUAUACGUCUUCUGCUGUGUUUUGAAUAGAGAAUCUUCAAGUCUGGAGAGUAGGUCAUAAAAAUAUCAUUGUCUCGGGGAUUAAUAUUCUUGAUGCGAGCCUCGCGUACAUAUUUGAUUCUCGGUUCGAGUAAUAUACGUAAGAUAUUUUCUAUCGACGUCUAUCUCUUGCAAUAAAAAUGCGUCCUUGUAUAUUUUAUCGGUUUUUUUCACUAAUGUUAUAUUCAAGAAUUGUUUUCCAAUAAAAAAGAACUUAAGAAAUAAGCUGAUAAAAUCGAAGUUUGCGCCGUAAUAUACUAAAAUUUUUAAUUCAAUAUGAUAAGCAUAGAUAAUAAACAUUACGUUUGAUGUAUAUUCAGGAAGUGGUGAACUAAUAUUAACAAAACUGUUCUAUUCUAAAUAAUAAAAAAAAAUAAAGAACAAAUAUCUAUGGAAGCUCAUUUCGUUGAUAACAAAGUGACAAAAUUUUGCAAAAACAUUUCUCUGUCAUUUGUCAGUGCGGUCAAUAGAAUUCUUUACUCGACUUGUUAUUAGAGAGAUAUGCGAUGCACGUGCUGACAAUUAUGAAACAUAAUUAUUUCCAACGGCAUAAAUAUCACAUUAACCGCAAGAAUUGCGACACAUAUGUCACUUAACCCAAGACAAUAAGUGCAAAUGCAUUCAGCAGCGUUAUCGCGUAACGUUUGAAGGAAGCGGACGAGCGAGAACGAAGCACGUUACUUUUUGCGUUGUAUUCGCGUCCGCUCCACUAUAUAUAUAUAUAUAUAUCGGUGAUUCUCUGUUCAAUGUCGCUUGACACCAAGCUUUGGCGAUCGACCCAGGUCAAGAGAGAAUUCAAAUUACCAUACGGCGCACACAAGAGGCGUUCUCUAUAAUUGGUAUUCCCCGGCUACUGUGCCGCUGGGUAGAAUCAACUGCGUCAACUGCGGCGCGUAUAACGGGAUCCUAAGACAACAAUGAGCCACAUCGCGAAUCCCGAGAUUCGAAUAAUCCCACGACACCUGUAGUUUCCUCUGGCCUGAACGUCGAGCGGCGACUUGCACGCACGCAUUCGGGGAAGGGACUUACGCAAAUCACGCGGCGAUGCGGGCGCUAAUGUUCGACAUUACAAUAAUGACGACGCUGUCGAGAAAGGAGCGCGGCACCGCGGUCGGCGCCUAGUGGUGCGCGUUUUAUGCAACAAUAAAGCCACGUUGCGCGCCGCAGCCGCCAUACUGUUCAGAUCGCGUGCAACGCGCAGAGACAUCGGCACGCGUGCAGUUCCGAGGAGUUCGCGAGAAUGUUAUGCCUGGACAUCAAACUCAUGUCGCGAUUGCGGGGCGUCUCAUCCGGAACCGCGUUGUCGGCGUCGCCGACCCACCAGGCGACGGCCGCGUCCUCGACGGGCCCCGCGGAGAAGAAUAAGUCGCGCAAGGCGAGGCGCGAGAGCGGCGAGGUCGCCAACGCGGUCGCCAGCGACGGCGAGGAGGACUUGUUGCGACCGGACUCGAGCGACCAGGAGAUGAUUCGCCGGAACAGAUCCAGAUCGGUGUGCGUGGCGGCGAUUCUGCCGUCCUCACAGCUCCGACAGUUGCACCGACGCGCCAGUCAUUAUGUAUCCACCACGGAUGCGAUAGCGAGGCGAGGAGUCCUAUCGAGGCGGUGCUACGGCAGCGUGGAAAUGCUGCCACAGAUCGAGCAGGAUGGAGCCGACAAUGGAAGAAGAUUUCGAGUGGAGAAUGGAGAUUCUCCGGGGGAAAAAGAGGAGAUGUUCGGCUCGCCGAGUACGCCGAUACUGGAAAACCCGGAGUACCAAACGCGUUGGUACUUCAAGUACUUCCUGGGCAAACUGCAUCAGAAUUAUAUCGCCUCCGAUCAAGAGAGAAAUCCUCUCUUUCUCUCGGUCGUCACGAGCGAGGUUGGUGAUCAAUGCGUGCCGCACUACCGAGUUAUUUUAUGGAGGCGAACCGGCGCGCAAAAAAUAUCGCUGCCGUACUCUGCAAACAAGACUAUGACUAUCAGGCAAAUUCUCAGCAACUUUUUCGGUUUGGAGAAACUUGACAAAGCGCCGCGAGAAGUUUUCACGCCGGAACUGCAAAAGGAUCUGUUACUGCUGGAGGAACAAGAAGGCUCGGUCAACUUCAAGUUUGGCGUUAUCUACGCGAGAGAAGGUCAGACCACCGACGACGAGAUGUUGUCUAACGAAAGUGGUAGCCCGGGCUUUGAGAGGUUCCUGGAGAUCCUGGGUGAGAGGAUACGGCUCAAAGGCUGGGACAAAUACAGGGGUGGCUUGGACGUGAAAGGAGAUAUGACGGGCAAGGAAAGUUUCUACACGGUUUAUGCAGGUCACGAAGUUAUGUAUCACGUUAGCACGGUGUUGCCGUAUUCGAAAGACAAUCCGCAGCAACUGGAGAGAAAGAGACACAUUGGUAACGAUAUUGUUAACAUCAUAUACACGGACGAUCCAUCAGCCGUAGACACAUUCAAUCCGAACUGCAUAAGAAGCCAAUUUACGCACGUGUUUGCCGUGGUGACGACCGAGGCGGACGGUAAGGGAUGGCGGGUCGCUAUUUAUUGCGACGAGAGUGUACCUCUAUUCGGACCGAGUCUUCCUUGCCCGCCGGUUUUCGAGGACCCGUAUAACCUUCGAGAAUUUCUUCUCGUUAAAUUGAUCAAUGGAGAGAAGGCUACCUUCGACACUCCAACAUUUUCCAGAAAGAGGGAGAGAACGCUCGACGCCCUGUUGCGAGAUAUGUACCAGGAGCACUCACAGGAGAGCAAGAGCAACAGCAUGCUAAACCGGCGGGCACUUUCGGACGUUGUCGAGGCGCCCGGACGACGGCGAGAAGAGACGCGCGCCGUCGAGAUGGUGCGAGUGGGACAAGCUUUAAAGUUAGAGGCUAUCAUGCGUGGUCUCGCACCCACCUCUCUCGCCACCGUCGGCCCUCUGAAACCGAGACCCUGGGAACCGAGAUGCAUUUAUCCCGACUUCCCCCACGAAGUCGUCUGCGGUGAUGUGUGGCUGGAGAACAGACUGAUUCUCGCCUCGGAAAACGGGACAUUUCUCAUCGAAGAUGGUCUCUCGCACAGAUUGAUUUUCGACGAGUCGGUGCAAAUCAAGCAGCUAGACGUAGUCGAGCAGCACGGUAUACUAUUGUUUCGCGCCGGGGACAAGGGCAAGGAGAGCAGCGUGUACGUAUUCCGACUUCGGGAAUUCGAGAGCGACGCGUCCGCGCGAUGCGCCGAGUUAUUCAACGACCGCGAGAACGGCGAUCGGGGGAAGGAGGAUGAGGACGACGACGAGGACGCCGAGGACGACGACGGCGAUCGCAACGACGACGACGACGAGGACGACGCUGACGAGUGCGACAAUUUCACGCGCGCCACCGCCAGAUUCCAGCCGGUCGGGCGUUCGCGCGCUCGCGUUCGCAUCCGCGCGCCCGCUGUUCGCAGCCGGGCGCAUAUAAAGGAGAGGAAGCUGCGGCGUACGCGGGGAUGCAGCUUGUACAGCAUCACCAGGCCCGGAGGCUCGCAUCUACGCAUGUGCGUAGUCGUCGGCCGCCGACUGACGGUCCUUCAGUGGAAGCACAACGCAGCCUGGACCAUCUGGUGUUCGUCGGCCGACACCGACACCGUCGACGGUUUCCUGAUGGUGAAGGAAUUCACCGCGAGCGAGACACCGACGUUAGUGACGAUGAUUGAGAGCAUCGAUCCGGGGAACGAGUGGACACUAUGCUGCGGCGCUCGUCACCACUUCGAGUUGAUCUCCGCUUCCGGAACUUCGAGAAUAGUUCACAUGGACGCGAUGCCGAAGCCGCACUUGGUGGCGGCGUUGGAUCUUCGCGAAGACGAGGAGCCGGAACUGUUACUUUGUUACAACAACACGUGUCACUUUCAAAAACUGGCAGAAGAGAACACUGCGCCGACCGAGUUCGACUUCAAUUGGAAUUCGAUGCCGACAGCCGUAGCUUGUGCCUUUCCAUACGUGAUCGCCUUCACUACCGACACGAUGGAGAUUCGACUGAUAAUAAACGGCAACCUGGUUCACACAAUCGCGAUGCCCAAUAUCAGCUUGAUCACCUCGAAGAGGGACAUCUUUUUCGCAACAACGGCUCCGGAGUUCCUUCCAGGAAAAUGCGAGCGUAUCCGAUUGGACUCGAAACCGCUCGAUAAAGAGGAAAUGCCUUGCAGCCCGCCGCCUACAUCUUCGUCCUCUUCCCGAUCUUUUCAAAACAGCCAGACGGAUUGGAAGCCAAUAAGGAUCUACCGGAUACCAUUGCAAACGCUGUCGAGAAACACAGCGUCCAAUUGCAGUCAAAGGCGGUGUCCGAGUCCGGCGGAGCCGGAAAUCGUCUCCGCGCCACCGACCACCGACAGGACGUUCCUGAGCGUCGAGCCUCACCGCGCGUUCAGCAGAUCCUGCAGCAGCAGUCCCACGCCCACACCGACCACGAAUUUGCCGUCGCCAUGUAGGAAAUAAGCGCCGUAGUUGUUGGCGAUCGCCAAUCGAUCACACCGACCGCGAUCGUUGCAAGAUCGAUCGCGAGGAAUAAACCGACCGCACGUACCUGAUUCUCGUACACCGUACGAGAGAACAUACGGAAAUCUUUGUCAUUGUUAUGCUGUUAGUGCGUUGCGUUGCAUGUGUACCUUGAAUGUAAAUGCGACCGCGCAAGUCAUUACUCGGGUAGAUUUUGACGGGGUCACAUAUUAAUGCCUUAAUUAUGGGAGGCUGUGGCAUAAUUAUCUCUCUUUGCUAUUUGAGAAAAAUCAAUUGACAAUGUCUUUUUUUUCAACAUUUCCUUAUUUCAUUUGAAUAAUUAUUUGUGGCGUGAAAUUUUCUAUUUUUUUUAAUCUCGCGUAAUUUUUAUGCAAAAAGGGUGUAUUUUAAGAAACAAGCGCAAAUUUUGAAAGAAAAUAAUGGAAAAAUAUUUUUAUAAAAAACCGCGACCUGCGACAAUCCUCCUUUUAAUUUUCUUAACUUCUUUUCAGGCUGGUAAAAAAAUGUCUCUAGCUAAGAUACCGAUCUUUUUAUCGAGCUAAACUGAUUUUAUUUCGCGUCAUCCGUAAUUAAGGACUUAAUAGCGUCAGAGAAUGACGAUACUUUAGACACUUUUCGCUUCUGGAUUUUUUAAGUGAUAUUGUAUAUUAUAGUUCCUCAUUGUUUCAAAAGCUUAGAUAGUAGAAUUCAGGCUAAUGACCAUAAGUCAGUGCCGAAAAUGUUUCUGACGCAUGAUUCGACACUAUGGAUAAAACUUAUUACGCACUUAUAAAAUACAUGCGAAGCGAGCAUUUUUGAGAUGCGCGUUAGCUCGAUGAAUCAUGCGUUUCUUCGAACGUAAAGGAGGCACGCGAAGAAUGUUGUCGAAGGCGAUCGCAUGUGUCGAUUGAUCCUCGAGGAUCGGGAUCGUCGAGGCCGCGCUGCGCAUCCGCACUUAUUUUUAUUUAAUAAAGAAUAUAACAUUCCAACACACAUGGUGGAGUGUCGAUGUCUACGCGUCAUGUGUAUAUAAUUACAAAAUAACGAUUAAAAUAUAUGUUACCGUUGCAUUUCCACCAAA
Messenger RNA from Linepithema humile (Argentine ant), 7472 nucleotides. NCBI's taxonomy places the organism in Eukaryota, Metazoa, Arthropoda, Insecta, Hymenoptera, Formicidae. The record is from RefSeq and is a predicted model, not a curated record.